Armigeres subalbatus is the source of this 1900-nucleotide messenger RNA. Its product is annotated as UDP-glucosyltransferase 2-like. Gene Ontology annotation, molecular function: UDP-glycosyltransferase activity. The record is from RefSeq and is a predicted model, not a curated record. Lineage: Eukaryota; Metazoa; Arthropoda; Insecta; Diptera; Culicidae. Bases 52 to 1623 code for a protein of 523 amino acids. The transcript is spliced from 2 exons.
AAUUCAUUCUAGUUUCUACUCUUGACAUUGAUAAUUAGACAUUGCGAAGCCAUGAAACGCAGUAUUUUUCUUUUUAUCCUGGCUGUUUGUACUACAGGCAUCGUAAAUGGAGCCAAUAUAUUGAUAUUAUCCGGAGUUCCUUCACCAAGCCACUCUAUAUGGCUAAGACCACUGAUGAACGGUUUGGCAGCAAGAGGACAUAAUGUGACUGUAGUAAGUCCCGAUGUUGAGAAGAAACCACCGAAAAAUGUUACCUACAUCCAUCUGGAGAAUAUCUACGAUGAAAUGUACAAUUCCAGCGAUCGCAUACUGCCUGAUUUUUUCGAGAUGCAUAAGAGCCCUUUGCAAACAUUGGGCAUGCUUGAUGAGUUUUCAAUAGUAUGGUGCAAAAUUGGAAUCAAGUCCAAUGGAUUCAAACAGCUUAUGAGUUACCCAACAAAAUUCAAGUUCGAUCUGUUUAUGAGUGAUUAUAUGUCCGGACCUUGCUUUGCGUCGUUGCUGAUGCAUCGUUUUGGAAAUCCGCCUUAUAUUCCGGUUGCACCAUACAACGCUUUGGCUACAUCGUCGCCUCUAAUUGGUUCAUAUGCAUAUUCGGGUGCUAUUCCAAAUCAUUCAUAUGAUGUUCCAGUAUCGAUGUCUUUCUUGGAGCGACUCCAAAACUGGUUUUACGAUCUGUAUGAAAUAGUUAGGAAAGAUGUCUACCUAUAUCCAGAAUCCGAUGCCAUAAUCCAACAAAUUUUCCCGAAUGCUCCAAGUGCAAAAGAUUUGCAAAGCAGUAUAAGACUGUUGUUCAUCAACACCAAUCCUCUGAUUCAGUACAAGGAACCUCAAAUGCCCAACGUGAUUUCAGUUGGUGGAAUGCAAAUUCGUGAUCCUAAGCCACUUCCUGAAGACCUGAACAGUAUAGUGAGUAAAGCGAAAAAUGGCUUCAUCUUAUUCUCGUUGGGAUCCAAUGCCAGAAGUGACACAUUGGGACCGGAUCGCAUUCGACAGAUUCUUACUGCCAUGAAAGCUUUGCCACAGUACCACUUCCUAUGGAAAUUCGAAUCAGAUGAAUCGAAACUACCGAUGAAGGUUCCUGACAAUGUGUAUAUCCGAGCCUGGAUGCCCCAAAAUGAUCUGCUGGCACACCCCAAUAUUAAACUAUUUAUUACGCAUAGUGGGUUGCUAAGCACUCAGGAAGCUAUAUGGAAUGGUGUUCCGAUCAUUGGGUUCCCUCUGUUCGCCGAUCAAUUCCGAAAUAUAAACUACUGUGUAUCUCUUGGAGUUGCAAAGAGGCUUAUGGUUCAGUAUCUGGACGCGAAGGAUCUCAUCGAGGCGAUUAAGGACAUUCUCAACACCCGCAGUUACAGUGAGAACAUGAAUCGCUUGUCUCGGCUUUUCCGCGAUCAACCUGAGAGCCCACUAGAACGUGCCAUUUGGUGGGUAGAAUGGGUUUUGCGGAAUCCGGACAGUGACAUGCUCCAGUCGAAUGCCGUAAAGGUACAUUGGAUCCAAAAGUACAUGUAUGAUGUUUUGCUAUUUGUAGUUGCUAUAACAGUGUUAGUAUUAUUCAUGAUAUUCAAAAUAAUUUCAAAACCAAUUUCGAGCUGGCAAACAAGUGCUAAAGUUAAACAAAGUUGAUUCAAAAAGAAAUAUUUGUUUUGACGUGAGCUGCGUCUUUGAUUUAGAUACGAAUACAGGGAUCAUCCAUACAUUGCGUAACGCUUAGAAGGAAGCGGGGUUGCUUGAAGCGUGACCACCCAUACAAAAUUAUCAAUGCUACUUAGCUUAUCUUAGCUUAGACUGACUGUACGUAUCAAUGGUUGCUACUCCGUGAUUGAUCAGAGUUGGUGAAAAUUGCACUCUGAUCCAAUUGAAUAGUGGCUGUGGUUUAACAUCUGCUCUCGAAGUGCGCGUU